AUGUCUCAUCCCCAGUCCAUCUUCCCCCAUACCACGAUAACACCAGGCUCCCUCCUCCACCGUCGAAGAGCCACCGUCUCAAAGACAACACUGCAUACGCAGCUCAAGCGCCUUCGCGAAACAGGCCGCUACGAUUGCUUCAAGCUACAAUGGCAUCAGAUCUACGCUGACAAGUCUAUGUGGCCUGUUCCAUUUCAUCUCUUCUGGGACAGCGACAUCGCGAAGUGGAUCGAGGGCGCUUGUUACUUUCUCCAUGAUGAGGUUGAUGCUGAGAUUGACGCUGCAGUGAGAGAGUUGGUUGAGAUGAUUCGAGGGGCGCAGCAGGAGGAUGGAUACUUGAAUGUUCAUUAUACUGUCGUUGAGCCGGGGAAGCGGUGGACGAAUUUGCAGGACAUGCAUGAAUUAUACAAUGCUGGUCAUCUCAUUGAAGCCGCACUAGCUCAUCACCAGUACUACAAGAACAACCUUCUUUUGGAGCCCAUUGAGAAAUACGUCGCCUUGAUUCACAGCACUUUUGGACCGGGCGAGGGCCAACUGCACGGAUACCCUGGGCAUCCAGAGAUCGAGUUGGCCCUGUUCCGCUUAUACGAAGUCACCGGCAACAAGAACGCUUACAACCUGUCCCGAUACUUUCUUGAAGAACGAGGCAACCACAAAGGUCAGCACGGACAGCAUUACUUCGAAUGGGAGUCCAAGCAACGUGGCCAGAGCCUCUAUCAUCGACCUGAUUCGUACCCUGAGCAUGCAUCUCACUGGUAUUGCCAGGCUCACCAACCCAUUCUGGAACAACCAACUGUGGAGGGUCAUUCCGUCCGCGCAAUGUAUCUCCUCACCGCCGUAGCCGACAUGCUCUGCAUCGAAAAAUCCAGCUCUCAACAGCUCUCCUCCGCACCAAGUUGGAAAGACGCCGUCUACCGCCUCUGGGACAACAUGGUCACCAAGAAAAUGUACCUCACCGGUGGCAUCGGCGCCAUCAAGCAAUGGGAAGGUUUCGGACGCGAUUAUUUCCUCCCCCAAUCCACCGACGAAGGUGGAUGCUACGCUGAAACCUGUGCGUCCAUUGCAGUCAUGAUGCUCGCCGAGCGACUGCUGCAUAUCGAGCUAGACGCCAAGUUUGGUGAUGUCAUGGAACUUUGCCUAUAUAACAAUGUCAUGACGGCCAUGAGUCUCGAUGGCAAGGCGUUUACGUAUGUCAAUCAGCUUGGCAGCUCGGAGAGUGAUAAGAGUGUGAGGGAGGAGUGGUUUUGGUGCGCGUGCUGUCCGCCGAAUGUGACGCGUUUGUACGGGUCGUUGGGGGGAUAUCUAUGGGACUUCGGGGAGGAGAAGGAGAAAGAGACGUUUGUGAAUGUGCAUUUGUAUACGAAUGCUGAGUUGAAGUUUAUGGUUGGGGAGGGAGAGGUUAUUCUUCGGCAAGAGACGGAUUGGCCUUGGGAUGGACUCGUCAAGUUUCGACUUACGAGUCCUGGGGCGGUGAAGACCACGAUACGACUCAGGAUCCCAGGCUGGUCUCAAAAUCAGUAUUCCCUUGACCCAAAGCCCAGCGAAAGCAGUGCGCACUUGCACAAAGGCUAUCUCACGCUCGACCCAGCUUACACGGCAGCGAAUCCCGCCUUCUCGCUGGCCAUCGGCAACUUUACACCUCGAUACAUCGCUCCGCAUCCGUAUACGAACCAAAACACUCUGACACUUGCUCGAGGUCCACUGGUGUACUGCAUCGAGGAUGCAGAUAAUGCAUGGGAAGAUAAUCACUUCAAGGACGUUGGGCUCAAGGCUAGCAGCGCGGUUAAGGAGGAGAGGUUGUGUAUUAGUGGGACGGAUGAAGAGUAUAUUGCAUUGAAGACUUCAUGUUGGAGACGCAGUGGGAAGUUGGAUGACGCGGUGUCUACGCCUGGUUUUGUUGUUGAGGGAAAUGGUUCUGGGUUUGAUGAUGAGAAGGAGGGCGUUUUUGUGCCGUAUUACAUUAGGGCCAAUAGAGGGGGGAGUGGGCAUAUGAGAGUUGGACUGCAUCAUGUACAGGGUUAG
Molecule: messenger RNA, 2022 nt
Organism: Fusarium musae
Lineage: Eukaryota; Fungi; Ascomycota; Sordariomycetes; Hypocreales; Nectriaceae
Exons: 2
Coding region: 1-2022 (673 amino acids)
Biological process (GO): carbohydrate metabolic process
Source: RefSeq, a predicted model, not a curated record